Chrysoperla carnea is the source of this 1284-nucleotide messenger RNA. RefSeq names its product shematrin-like protein 1. The record is from RefSeq and is a predicted model, not a curated record. The transcript is spliced from 2 exons. Bases 68 to 1180 code for a protein of 370 amino acids. Lineage: Eukaryota; Metazoa; Arthropoda; Insecta; Neuroptera; Chrysopidae.
CAAUACGUCAAUUAGUUACAGUCACUCUACAGUCCUAAUUCAGGAGGUAAAGUGAAAAAUUACAGAUAUGAAAAUUUUUGCAUUGUUGUGUUGUCUGUUUGCGGUAGCAACCGCUAGUUACAGUCCAUAUAAUGGAAUUGGUCUGUAUGGAUAUGGAAGCUAUCAUGGACCUCAACAUCUUCCAGUAAUUGGACCAAAUGGUGUGCCAUUAGAAGAACCUGCAAAUGUAGCAGCUCGUCAACAACAUGCUGCAGCCGUUGUUGAAGCAAAAGCGCGUAAUGGAGAUUAUGGUUAUGGUGGAUAUGCUGGAGCAUACGGGUAUGCUGCUGGUGUACCAGCUGUGGCUUAUGGUUAUGGCCACGGCUAUGCUGCACAUGGUGUACCAGUAAUUGGACCCCAUGGUGUCCCAUUAGAACUCCCAGCAAAUGUUGCUGCUCGUGCACAACAUGCAGUAGCUGUUGCACAAACUAAAGCCCGUGAUUAUGGUUAUGCAGGUGCAUUGUAUGGUGGACACGGAUUAUAUGGACAUGGAUUAUAUGCUGCACAACACGUUCCAGUUAUUGGACCACAUGGUGUUCCAUUAGAACCACCAGCAAAUGUGGCUGCACGUCUCCAACAUGCUGCAGCACAUGCCGCAGCCAGAGCACACACCGGAUAUUAUGGCCAUUGGCGUAAGCGUCGUAGUGUUUAUGGUGCAUAUUAUGGUGGAUAUCCAGGACCACAACACAUCCCAGUCAUUGGACCAAAUGGUGUUCCAUUAGAACCACCAGCAAAUGUAGCAGCUCGUGCCCAACACGCUGCAGCACAUGCUGCUGCUAGUCAUGGUGCCUACUAUGCACCUGGUGCAUAUGGAGCCUAUGGUGGCUAUGGAGCUUAUGGUGCCUAUGGAGCUUAUGGACAUGGAGUACCACUUACAAUUAAUGGUGUACCACAAGACACACCUGCAGUAGCUCAUGCUAAAGUAGCACACUUUGCUGCUGUUGCCGAAGCUAAAUCACGUGUUGGGUUAGGAUAUGGUGCUCCAUACGCCGGGCUUUAUGCAGCUGGGCCAUAUGCCGCACCAUAUGGUUAUGCUCGUUUAUCUCAUAGUGGUCUCCCAUUAGAUACUCCAGAAGUAGCUGCUGCUAAAGUUGCACAUUUAGCUGCACAUGCCGCGGUUGCUCAUGGCGCCCAUUACUAAAGUAUUUAACAUGCAGUUCAUUUUUCUUCCCUUUUCCUAGGCCCACCGUUGACUGCGCGCCUUAAACUUUAUUUAAUGUAGUGAUAUUAUUUUUAUUUUUAUUU